CAUUCUGGAUGAGGACUCAGAAGCUUCCAGUCUGAGGAAACAAGACCAGCUGAGGAAUUGGUAAGGAAAAGUCAGAGAGAGAUUUCUUGAAGGAAAAGAGCAAUGGAUCUGAUUCCAAACUUUUCCAUGGAAGCAUGGACACUUCUGGCUACCUUCCUGAUGCUCCUCUACCUGUAUGGGACCUCUUCUCAUGGAUUUUUUAAGAAGCUAGGGAUUCCUGGCCCCAAACCUCUGCCUUUUGUUGGGACAAUGCUUAACUAUAGGAGGGGAAUAUCAAAAUAUGAUACAGAAUGCCAUAAAAAGUAUGGAAAUAUGUGGGGGCUAUAUGAUGGGCUGCACCCUGUGCUGAUAAUCACAGAACCAGAUAUGAUCAAGAAUGUGCUAGUGAAAGAAUUUUAUUCUGUCUUCACAAAUCGACAUGUAGGUAUUCCUUUUUAAAAAUGUGAAGAUUAU
Molecule: messenger RNA, 453 nt
Organism: Peromyscus leucopus (white-footed mouse)
Lineage: Eukaryota; Metazoa; Chordata; Mammalia; Rodentia; Cricetidae
Product: cytochrome P450 3A13-like
Exons: 5
Coding region: 103-438 (111 amino acids)
Biological process (GO): steroid metabolic process; oxidative demethylation
Molecular function (GO): iron ion binding; oxidoreductase activity, acting on paired donors, with incorporation or reduction of molecular oxygen, reduced flavin or flavoprotein as one donor, and incorporation of one atom of oxygen; testosterone 6-beta-hydroxylase activity
Source: RefSeq, a predicted model, not a curated record